Molecule: messenger RNA, 2403 nt
Organism: Blastomyces dermatitidis ER-3
Lineage: Eukaryota; Fungi; Ascomycota; Eurotiomycetes; Onygenales; Ajellomycetaceae
Product: 50S ribosomal protein L15
Exons: 3
Coding region: 237-1130 (297 amino acids)
Biological process (GO): translation
Cellular component (GO): mitochondrial large ribosomal subunit
Molecular function (GO): structural constituent of ribosome
Source: RefSeq, a predicted model, not a curated record
UAAGUCAGUAAGUUGACCCCAAAUAAAUAUUCCAAUCUGUCAGUAUGUUUCUUUGUAGAAUAUACGCCACUGAAUAUUCCAUUGGAUGGAAGCCCGACCACACGUGAUGAGAGAUAAUCACGUGACUUGUUAAAUCACAUGACUCUGGGCCGAGCAAAUCUUCGAUCUUUAGAGAAGCGCAUGAGAGCUCCAUCAUCAGGCAAGAUAGAGUAUCCAGAUACGAUUUUACCGCCCCAAUGCCUCCUCGAUUAAGCUGGCGGCUGCCAAUGCAGCUGCCAUCACUAUUCCAAACCACGUCUCCGCCGUCAUUUCUCCUCCCAGUCCUACAACACCAGACCAGACAAGCCUCUAUCCUUGCCCAGCUGUCCGAUAAUGCGACAGCGUACAACAAACGGAUAAGACGUGGUCGGGGUCCUGCGUCAGGAAAGGGUAAGACGUCUGGACGUGGCCACAAGGGUCAGAAGCAGCAUGGAAGCGUCCCCGCGGGCUUCAACGGUGGGCAGACGAAGGAUGAGAUUGUGCAUGGUGAACAUGGAUUUAAAAACAUCUUCUCCCUCGACAUUGCCAAAGUCAACCUCGACCGUAUCCAAGAAUGGAUCGACCAAGGCCGCCUCGAUCCCUCCCGCCCCAUCACAGUCCGCGAACUGGCAAAGUCCCGCUGCAUCCACGGCGUCAAGGACGGCGUCAAACUGCUCGCCCGCGGCGGCAAAGAAGCCCUCAAACAACCCGUCCAGAUCGUCGUCUCCCGGGCCUCCGCCACGGCUAUCGAAGCCGUCGAAGCCGCCGGCGGCUCCAUCACCACCCGCUACUACACGCGCCACGCAAUCAAGCGGAUCCUAUCCGGCAAGACGGACCCGUUCGUCUCGCUUGCGUGGCUCAACGCGGGCGAGAAUCUGACCAUCGGAAUGGGCAUUGAUAAGCCCCGUGUCAAGGGUGAUGGGUUCUCGUAUCGGUUGCCGGACCCGACGAGCCGGAAGGAUAUCGAGUAUUAUCGUGAUUCGGCCCAUCGGGGGUAUUUGAGUUAUCUUGUGGAGAAAGGGGAGACACCUAGCUUGUUCUUCACUGCACCCGGUAAGGCGCAUAAGAAGAGUAAGGAGGGUAUGCCUUCUAGCGACAAUAGGUUGUGGUAGAGGGGGAAGGUGGCAUGGUGCUUAAAACGUUUUCCUCCUUUUCCUUUUGCAUUUUUGUGUUAGGAAUCCAGCAGGAGAAGGGGCUUGUUUCUUCCUUUCCGACUUUUUAUGUAGGUAUUUGAUUCUGCAUUGCCUUGUUUGGUUUUUACUGUAUACUAGAGAAACAAAUUCCUCAAAUGGGUUUAUUUAGGUUAUAUUUUGGCAAAGGCUUAUUCAUGUGCUGUAAGGGCAAAUAGCUCCUUUUCCGACCCUCUUAUUCCUACUCAAACAACUUUCGCUAGUUGCGGAUAUUACCCUUCCCUUUCCGGGCGUGUUGAAAAAGGGUCUUGAUACUGGCAAAACUUCUCAUAAAAUUUGGCUUCCAUAAGCAGACUUUUUCAGAAGCAAUUCAUCGCAAUUAUUCGAACUCAUUAACAGCCUAAUUAUGUUAACAUACAUUGUAACCCUUUUUCCACCCCCCUAAAUCCUUUUUUUUUAACAACACCCCCGCUUACAUCAUAUUAUCAACAUUAUCACGCCCAUCAAGUAAGGGAGAUCGCCCAUAUGAACGAGUACCACGUGCAAAAAACGCCAGUGCUGGGAUAAAAAGCAAAGGGGAGAAGAAAGGGGCAAAGAGAAGCCCUUUCUCAAAAGGAGGGGAAGAAAGGUAUCGUGGAAGCGAAAUCUAGCAAUCUGUGUGGCAAAGUGGAGGGUCAAAUAGAAGUGGACUAUUUGUAGAAUGAGACGAGAGCGGUGCAGAGAAGAAAGAGAAGAAGGAGAAGAAAAUAUAAUCCCCAUUUCAAACCAUGACAACAAGAAGUCACCACUGGAGCGGAGAAACGGAAAAAAACACUGGAGCGAAUAAAAGCUGGGGGCGGAAGUCAAAGGAGGACAGUGAAAGAUCGAGUGGGGCCCCGUGAAAAUGAAUUCUGCAUGGUAAUACAUAAGCUGUUCGCCCCGCUCGGCCAAAAUCAAGAAUGGCUUCUGGUUUUCACUAGUAGUGUGAUGAGAAUGUUCCUGCAUUGGAGUUUAUCGAUUUCCGAAAGAAAUAGCGGUGCAAACAUGAUUGUGGGAAAAUGGGGAAACGGGAAAAGGGAAAGGGAAAAGUGGUGAAGGAAGAAUAGAGGGGAACUGAAGGUUUGAUUCGAUAGUAAUACACAACUCAGCACAAGGACUGAGAUGUAUGAGAGGUGGUGAGAGUCCCGAUCACAAAUGAAAUGGGAUAGGAUAAUGAGAUAAAUAUGCAAAGAAAACCGGAUGCUAAAUCAAAUACCGAAAGAAAAAAAAUUCUUAA